AUGGACGAAGAGAACAGUACAUCCGAUACAGUUAAUCUCGAUGAGCUCGCGGCCAAUAUCAAGACAUCCAUAGCUCAAUUGGUAGAUGUCUCUUUUUCCAAUGAUCCUCUACCAGUAUUGUUAGAUCUCCAGGACCCUGUAGCAAAAUGUGGACUAGACGAGUCUGAUCUCAACAAUCUCUUCGAUUUGAUCUUUGACUUGAAGAAGGCUGCCGUCCUCAACAAUACUGAUAAGAAGUUUGUUAUUAAAAGUCUACUACUUCCUCGUCCUGGAAGUUACCCAGCUAUGGAUAUAGUCUACAGAAUCCUAAGCAAUAUUGGAACUCCGCAGAGUAUCUACAAAGAUGGGUCUACCGCUAAACUACGAUUACUCCCUACAGCAAUUCAACUUCAACUACUUGAUUGGUUGGUUUGUUCACUUCAUUUGUUUGGCCCUCAGGUAUACACUUCGUUGCGUAGAAUGCUUCCUAUCUUAUUCAAAUUGAUAACAUAUGAGUACCUGCGUCCCUACAUAGCAAACAUCAUAUUUCUUACUAUACUGAGCAGUUCAACUUCAGUUGAGACAUACCUAAACAGACGAAAUAUCGGGCGUAUCAAUUCGUGGAAACCGUGGCAUGUCCAAUUGGUAGUUGACCUUUUCGGAAGAUUUCCGUUGGAUGAGUACCUCAAAAGUUUACUAAUUCUAUUCAAGACAUUGGAUCCAACUAUUGAUUUCAACAAGUUUGGAAAAGACAUUGCUUAUGAUAUGAAUAAGUUAGUACUAACGUCGUCACGACCAUUUGUUUAUCCCAACUUUGAUUACCUCAGUCGAUUGAAAGAAUUGAAAUACAUCAAUGAUAUUUCCAGCCAUAACAGCCUGGCAACAAUCCUUCAAGAUAAUCUAGACAAAUACCGAAAUUUCAGCCGUGCUAUGAACAGAAACAAGAGACAAAAAUUUAACAACAAUACUGUUGCAAUAGACAUCGAUACCCUUGAUUUUCAUAACUCUAGUAAUGAUACUGCCAUAACUGAAGUGCACUCAUUUGAAGCAUUGGUGCAAUCUUUAGAUAAAAUCAAACACAUAAACAUUCGACUGAUAUUCACUAGCGACUGGGACCAAGGUUAUCUUGCAAUGGCAAAGAGGUACUACUGUAUCCUAUCCAAUUUGACAGUAAAUGACUCCAGUGAAGCUUUAAAGAAAUUAGACUUUUUCAUCCGUCUCAGUAUACUUGAUGACAAUAUAAACAUCAAAGAACUUUCGUCAUUUUGCGAUAGAUUAUGUCAGUUCUUGCUACUUGGGGCGGAUACCAUCAUUUUACCACUGGUAAAAGAUUACGUUAUGUUCAACUAUAGUGCCCAGCCCAUAGGUUCAGAUGAAACUAAUGUCGAGUACUAUAAUCUCAAGGAAAGGCUUAAACUUUUGAAAUUUUUGCCAAUGGUUGCUGAACAGGAAUUUCAAAACUCAGUACUUAAUCCUAUUCUUGCAUUAUUGUCAAGAGCUACUAGACACAGAUUACUCAAAUUGAGAAAGGAAUGUACUCUGCAAUUCAUUACAGAGUUGAUGUUCAUAUUUUCCAAGUGGUACGACCAAGUCAAGGAUUUGAACACUUACAAAGAACAGAAGUUCAAUUAUUUUGCCAUUAUUAACCAGUCGCUUCCUAAGUUAUAUGCAUUUCUUCUGGACAUCUACAAAACAGAAAGUGAUUUUUCAAAUUUCUUGUUGAUACAAGUGCUAAGAUUUGUGAGGAGCAUUGAAGAAGAUGAUGUGAACGAGCUCUUUAAUGACAGUAGUAUCAUGCUUCCUCAAAUACUAGUACAUACUUUAUUGUUCAAGAGUAACCCCUUCUUGUUUUCCGAGUUGUGUGGUUUCAUAGCUUGGACCAAGAGGUAUAGUCACAGGGAUUUGAACAAUAGAUCCAUCCAGAAUUCUUACAUUAUGGACACGCUCAAUUUCAUAUGGAGAGACAAGGCAUUUCAUCUUGAAAAAUCAGCUUCUUCUCCUAGCAAAGCUUUUCAAUUGAAUUCAGAUUUCGUCACCGCAAUCUCCAGUUCGCAUAUGUUCAAUUCUGUAAGUACUGGCUCAUUAAGCAAAGUAGGCAACCUCUUUGUGAACCCAGCCUGGUCAUAUAUUGUGGCUCAGCUCGUCUGGGGCUUUGAAGAUGGAAAUGACAGCAUUACAACGAGACACCAGGGUCCCAUUAGUAAAGAAAGCAUCGAUCAACUCAAUGGAGACUCCGAUGUGAGAUGGUUAUCGGUGAACUACGACGAGUUAAAGCUAAAGAUUCUUCAAGAAUUAGACGCUCUUGGAUUUACAGGGUUCUGUGAUUUGCUUUUCGGUUCGUUGAAACCACUUCUGGGAAAGAGAAAGCACAGUAUCGAAACAAUAUACUGA
Messenger RNA from Scheffersomyces stipitis CBS 6054, 2370 nucleotides. RefSeq lists its product as uncharacterized. The record is from RefSeq and is a predicted model, not a curated record. The coding region runs from base 1 to 2370 and encodes 789 amino acids. Lineage: Eukaryota; Fungi; Ascomycota; Pichiomycetes; Serinales; Debaryomycetaceae. The transcript has a single exon.